CUAAGCUCCGGACUUCCUGUUUUGAGCUCGACUGCUGACUGGUAGAAAGGAGUAAUACUCGGAAGAUAGUAAAACUACCCAAUGAAACCGGAGUAAAAGUUCACUCAAAAUGAGCUGGAUCCCGUUCAAGAUUGGACAACCAAAAAAACAGAUUGUCUCUAAAACUGUUGAAAGAGACUUUGAGCGAGAAUAUGACAAACUCCAAAAGCUGGAGGAUCAGACGAAAAAGCUUCACAAAGACAUGAAGAAAAGCACAGAGGCAGAUUUAGCCAUGUCUAAGGCAGCAGUGAAGAUUUCCGCAGACCUCUUGAGUAACCCGCUGUGUGAGCAGGAUCAGGCCUUCCUGGACUCUAUGACUGCUUUAGAUACAGCCAUGAGAAGGAUGGAUGCCUUCAACCAAGAAAAGGUGAACCAGAUCCAGAAGACUGUUGUCGACCCUCUGAAAAAGUACAGUAGUGUCUUCCCCAGCCUUAACAUGGCAGUGAAACGUAGGGAACAGACGCUGCAGGACUACAAGCGGUUGCAAGCCAAAGUGGAGAAAUACGAAGAGAAAGAAAAAACGGGGCCCGUGAUGGUCAAACUGCAUCAGGCAAAAGAGGAACUCCGACCGGUCAAAGAUGACUUCGAGGCCAAGAACAAGCAGCUCCUGGACGAGAUGCCCAAGUUCUACCAAAGCCGCAUCGACUACUUCCAGCCCAGCUUCGAGGCUCUCAUCCGGGCACAGGUGGUCUAUUUCACCGAAAUGUACAAGAUUUUCAGCGAGUUAACAGACCAGAUCGACCAGGCGGGGUUGACUGACGAGCAGAGGGAGAGGGAGACAGAGGCCAAGCUCACCGAGUUGCGUGCUCUGUCCAUUGUCGCCGACGACUGAGUGAGGAAAAUACAAAAACGGGCUCUUUUCAUGCCUCUCUGAAUGGAUUGCGCUCUCUUCAAGCUCCUCCAGAGUUCAAACGGACAGCAGUGACCUAAACCUGAUUAUCCAUUUGUUUCCUUGCGGCCUCAUCCCCACCCCCAAUUGCUCUUGCACUACACCCUAAUCUUUCAUCAUCUCAGCAACUCAAAGCAGCUGAAUGCCACAUUAACUAAGCCAUCAGCCAAGUGCAACAUUAUAAGCCAAUAUGUUGUCGUUUAUUUUUCUUUUCUUUUAGUAAAGGAAUCAGACAGAUCUUGUCAGAACUAAUUAACAAGGUUACGCUUCAUGGUUUCAGAGGUAUCUAUAACCAUUUGUUUCUAAUGUGUAAAGUGAGCAAGGAAAUGUUUCUAUUAGUCACAUCUGCCUUGUUGGCAGCAGCGUGUGAAAUAUAGUUUUAUUAUCCAACUUUGAAAUUACACUGGAAGGUGUUAUGUAAUGUAGUGUAGGUUUAAAAAAAAUCUCUCAAUUUUGGUCUUUUCUGGUAAUCUGUGAGUUUAGCUCUGUGCCAUUCUGUGUGAGGGCUUUUUAUUGGGGUUCAUCAGAACACAUUAGCUCACCUGUGAUAACAUGUCUGACUUUGGAUAUAACAUAAAAAAAACAAAAAACGGUGUAACACGGAGUGGUGUUGAAAGGUCGACUACUCAGGCUUCAGACAUAUCCAGGUUUGUUUUCUUUUUAAACCCCACAAGUAAGAAAGAAAGAAAAAAUCAAAGGCUGGUGCGCCCUCUAGUGGAAAUAAAGUGACCCAUAUUUUCCUUUUGUUCACACCAUCCAUCCUUUGUUCUAUUGUUGGUUAGAGUGUGUGUUAGCAAAGAAUCUCACACAUUGUUGGCAGCCUUAAAAAAGUAUUUUUCUCUGUAUCAUCUACAUCAGGGUUGGAAGACAAAUGUUUUAUAGUCUUAUUUUUGGACCAAAUCAUGCUCUCAUCACAUGCCUUUGUUUCCACUUUCCAUCAGGUAGAGCCUUGGCAUGAUAACUACACUACAUAGUAAUGUAAACACACACUGAAUGUUACUCAUUAGUGAAUUUGAAGUUACAAGUAUGUUGACUAUUUAUUUUUUUUGUGGCUUUUUAUUGUGUAAUUACUGAAGGAAAUGCUUAGCCGGUUGCUCGUCUUUGUGUUCUGCAAUGCAGACUGUCUGAUUACACGCCAAUAACUGGAUGAAUGAAGGUGCUUUUCUAAGUUUAAGUUAUAGUCAUGGUUGAUUUUUUUUUUAAAUAUACCAAAAUGAAUACUUUGUGAUCAGAUUGGGUUUUAUGUAAGUUUUUAAAUAACGUCGGAUGAUAUUUUCUGCUUCAUUAUUAUCAUCAUGCAAUAAACUAAAUGCAAGAAAAGCAA
Messenger RNA from Maylandia zebra (zebra mbuna), 2252 nucleotides. It is a transcript of the gene bin3, whose product is annotated as bridging integrator 3. Gene Ontology annotation, molecular function: lipid binding; protein binding. Gene Ontology annotation, biological process: endocytosis; actin cortical patch localization; plasma membrane tubulation. The record is from RefSeq and is a predicted model, not a curated record. Gene Ontology annotation, cellular component: cytoplasm; actin cytoskeleton. NCBI's taxonomy places the organism in Eukaryota, Metazoa, Chordata, Actinopteri, Cichliformes, Cichlidae.